CCUCCUCUUCCCGCUCUCCCUGCAGGAAUCUGGGCAUCCCAAACCCGCUUUGGCUGCAGGCGGGAAUGCCGGGUGUGGGAAGGCCCCUUUCCAAAGGAGCAGCAUUCCCGGGAAUGCCCCAGGAUCGGGAAGGUGCUUCCCGGGGGUGGUUGUGGGGCCGCCCCGUGACCUCCCACGGGCGGGCGGGACCCGCCGCGGCUCUUCCUGCUCCGCUUCCUCCCCGGAGGAGCCGGAGAGGCCCCCCCCCGCAUCCCGGGAUUUUUGGGGGGGAAUUCCCCCUUUCCCCCACCCGCGGAGGGGCCUCUCCGUGGGCAAUCCCGCCGGCUCCUCCCGGGAAGCAUUCCCGGCCCGUCCCGAGCCGCCGGCAGAGGAAUCCCACCUGGAUUCCCACCUGGAUUCCCCACCUGGAUUGCCGUUCCCGGAAGCGGGAAGAAGGGAAGGAGCGGUUUUUCCACCCGCGCCGAUUCCUCCCGUGGGAUUCGUUUCCCCCGGGCCUGGGGGCGGGAAUUCCACCCUUCCCGGCAAGGGAAGGGAUGUUCCGUCCCUAGCGGCCCGGCCGUGCUCAGCAUGACGGCCCUUCCCGAGGCGCCCCUGGACGCGGAUCCCCGGCCGGGAUCGGGGCCGGGAAUGGGGCCGGGAUCGGGGCCGGGCUCGGAGCCGGGAGCGGAGGAGGAGACGCGGAUCCUCAAGGUUUGCUUCUACAGCAACAGCUUCAACAUGGGCAAGAACUUCAAGCUGGUCAAGUGCGCCGUGAGCACCGAGAUCCAGGAGGUGAUCGACUCGAUCCUGCUGAGCGGGCGGCUCGGUCCGGCCGUGCGGCUGCCCCAGUGCUACGGACUGCGCCUGCAGCACCUCAAAUCCCAGCAGACACACUGGCUGCACCCGCGCCUCACCGUGGGAGAGGUGCACGACAAGUACGAGUGCCUGCACAUGGAGGCAGAGUGGAGGUACGACCUGCAGAUCCGGUACCUGCCCGAGGAUUUCCUGGAGCGCUUCCAGGAGGACAGGACCACCCUGCUCUACUUCUACCAGCAGCUCCGCAGUGAGUACAUGCAGCACUACGCCAGCAAGGUGAGCGAGGGGAUGGCCCUGCAGCUCGGCUGCCUCGAGCUCAGGAGGUUCUACAAGGACAUGCCCCACAACGCUCUGGACAAGAAAUCCAACUUCGAGUUCCUGGAGAAGGAGGUGGGGCUGGACCUGUUCUUCCCCAGCCAGAUGCAGGAGAACCUCAAGCCGCGGCAGCUGCGGAGGAUGAUCCAGCAGACGUUCCAGCAGUACGCGCUGCUGCGGGAGGAGGAGUGCGUGCUCAAAUUCCUGCACACCCUGGGCACCAUCGCCCCCAUCGGGCAGGAGACCUUCCAGUGCCAGCUCGUCCAAGGGUGGAACAUCGCGGUGGAUCUGGUGAUCGGCCCCCAGGGCAUCCGGCAGGUCACCGGCAAGGACACCAAGCCCACGGUCCUGGCGGAAUUCCGGAACAUCACGUCCAUCCGCUGCUCCAGGGCCGAGGAGGGGCGGGCGCUGCUGCACCUGGGGCUCAGCGGGACCCCCUCGUCCCUGAGCAUCCAGACGGCGUCGGUGGCCGAGGCGGAGAACAUGGCCGAGCUCAUCGACGGCUACUGCCGCAUCCAGGGGGGCUCCCACGGCUCCCUCCUGCUCUGCCCCGGGAAAGAGCGGGAGAAGAGGAUGAGCCUCCCGCAGCUCCCGGCUCCGCCCCUGGGGGACAGGCGUUCCACGCAGUCCGACAGCCUCGGAGGGGAUUCCGACAUUUACGCCGAAAUCCUGGAUGAGUCCUCGGGGUCCAGGUCUGCAGGGCAGUGCGGGAUCCGUCGGGAGGCGGUGACGCUGGGCAGGAUCCUGGGGGAAGGAUUCUUUGGAGAGGUCUACGAGGGGCUCUACAACACCCCGGACGGGGAGCGGCUCAGCGUGGCGGUGAAGACCUGCAAGCAGGACUGCAGCCCGGAAAACAGGGAGAAAUUCCUGAGAGAAGCAGUGCUGAUGAAGAAGCUGGACCACCCGCACAUCGUGAGGCUCAUCGGCAUCGCCGAGGACGAGCCCACCUGGAUCGUCAUGGAGCUCUAUCCCUACGGGGAGCUGGGGCGGUACCUGGAGCAGAACCGGCCGUGCCUGGCGGUGCCCACGCUGGUGCUCUACGCCCUGCAGGUCAGCAAGGCCAUGGCCUACCUGGAGGCCAUGAGCUGCGUCCACAGGGACAUCGCGGUGCGGAACAUCCUGGUGGCCUCUCCCGACUGCGUCAAGCUGGGAGACUUCGGCCUCUCCCGCUACAUCGAGGAUGAGGAGUAUUACAAAGCCUCCGUGUCCCGCCUGCCCAUCAAGUGGAUGUCUCCCGAAUCCAUCAACUUCCGACGCUUCACCACGGCCAGCGACGUCUGGAUGUUCGGGGUGUGCGUGUGGGAGAUCCUGAGCUUCGGGAAGCAGCCCUUCUUCUGGCUGGAGAACCGCGAGGUGAUCGCGGUGCUGGAGAGGGGCGACCGCCUGCCCAAGCCCCAGCCCUGCCCGCCCGUGCUCUACACCCUCCUCACCCGCUGCUGGGACUACGACCCACGGGAGAGGCCCACCUUCAAGGACCUGGUGUGCAGCCUCAGCGACAUUUACCUGAUGGAGAAGGAGCUGGCCGAGGAGCAGGAGCGGAACCACCGGCACCGGCCCCCCAAAAUCACGGAGCCCCCGGCCCUCCAGGAGCCGCCUCCCAAGCCCAGCCGGCCCGUGUACAAACCGCCCUCCCAGAACAACCUGCUGGCUCCCAACCUGCAAUUCCAGGUUCCCGAGGGUCUCUGUGCCAGCUCCCCCGCGCUCGCCGGCCCCGGCCCCGCCGAGUACCAGAGCCCCGGCCCGGGGGGGCCCCUGCGCACGCCGCCCCCCCAGCGCCACGGCAGCGCCUUCAAGCGCCGCAGCAUGAGGGAGGAGGAUUUCCUGCGGCCGAGCAGCCGGGAGGAGGCGCAGCGGCUGCUGCAGGCGGAGCGGCUCAAGGUGGAGCGGGUGAUGGAGCGGCAGCAGCGGGAGAUGCUGGAGGACGAUCGGUGGCUGCGGCAGGAGGUGGAGAGCCUGGACCCCACGGUGUUCAUGAACAACAACAACCUCCCCCCGCUGCUCCCGGAGAAGGAGACGGAUUACACGCAGUUCACGGGACCCCCCCAGAAGCCUCCGAGACUCGGGGCACAGCCUGGAUCACCCCCGGAUCGGGGGGAUGACGCCGUGUACGGCCACGUGACGGGGCUGGUGCGGGCGGUGCUGCAGCUCAAGAACGACGUCAGCCUCCUGCCCCCCCAGGAGUACAUCCUGGCCGUCAAGAACGUGGGCCUGGCCCUGCGGAAGCUCAUCGGGAGCGUCGAUGAGAUCCUGCCCGCCCUGCCCGCUGCCUCCCGCACUGAGAUCGAGGGCACGCAGCGGCUGCUGAACAAGGACCUGGCGGCGCUGAUCGCCAAGAUGCGGCUGGCGCAGCAGAACGCGCACACCUCGCUGGGCCCCGAGUGCCGCCGCCAGCUCCUCGCCGCCUCCCACGCGCUGGCCGUGGACGCCAAGAACCUGCUGGACGCCGUGGACCAGGCCCGGCUCCACGCGCGGCCGUGCCCGGAGUGAGGGGCGGGAGGAGCCGCCGCAAAAUCGGCUUUUUUUUUUUUUUUUUUUCGCGCGUGUCCGUGUCCGUCCCCUCCCUCUCUCCCUCCCUCCCUCCCCGCGCUCCGCUCGUGUCUUUUUUGGCGUGGUCUCGUCGCGCUCUUCGCAAGGAAGGGGGGGGCACGCGGUGGUUUUAUCCCUGGAAAAGGCUUUGGGGGGGAUCAGGGAAAGGAAAGGGAUGGAGCUGGAGAUCCCUGGGAUCCGCCCCUCUGGGUGUGUCCGGCGGAGCCACCCUCACCCCACCCACCCACCCACCCACCCUGCGAGGACGGGGCGGCCGCGGGCGGCGCGUCGGGAACGGGACUGGGACCGGGAUUGGGACCGGGAUU
Messenger RNA from Myiozetetes cayanensis, 3962 nucleotides. It is a transcript of the gene PTK2B, whose product is annotated as protein tyrosine kinase 2 beta. Bases 568 to 3597 code for a protein of 1009 amino acids. The record is from RefSeq and is a predicted model, not a curated record. Gene Ontology annotation, molecular function: ATP binding; protein tyrosine kinase activity. The transcript is spliced from 32 exons. Gene Ontology annotation, biological process: protein phosphorylation; signal complex assembly. Gene Ontology annotation, cellular component: focal adhesion; cytoskeleton. Lineage: Eukaryota; Metazoa; Chordata; Aves; Passeriformes; Tyrannidae.